AUGUGCAGGAAUUCAAGACUCGAGUGGCUCGUUCUGCUAAACAUCCUGGCCGCAACACUUGCUACCUGGACUCUGGUCACAGAAGAUACCGGCCCAUCUCCACGGUCUGUGCAUGCGGCAGCUUGGGACAGCAGCAGUCAGCGUUUCUGGAUUCAUGGCGGUAGUGGAGAAGCAUUCCUGAACGAUCUGUGGACCUUUGAUCUCAGAAGCAAUUCCUGGAACUUGCUUCCUGACAAUGGUAGGACGCCUUCCGGUCGGGAAGAUCACGUAGCCGUUUGGGAUCCUGGCGGGCAAGCCCUUUGGGUUCAUGGUGGGUUUGAUGGCACCAACUUCCUCAGAGACGUCUGGAAGUAUUCGGGCAACAGCUGGUCUCUAGUGGCAGACAGCUCCUCGUAUGGCCCUGGUGCCCGGGCUGAUCACGUGGCGGUGUGGGAUGCAAGCAGCUUUGCCCUUUGGAUUCAUGGAGGAUACGAUGGAGUUUUGCAUGAUGACUUGUGGAAGUUCGACUCGCAAGCAGGCAGCUGGAUUUCCAUCUCCAUCAGCAAGGUGCCUUCUGCAAGAGCAUACCAUGUUGCUGCCUGGGACGAAGCAAAUUCGGACAUUUGGAUUCAUGGUGGCUUUGAUGGCGGCCUUUGCAGAGAUAUCUGGAAGUUUGACACAACGGCCUUUAGCUGGAGCCAAGUGUCAGCUGAUGAUGGUCCCUCUGCCAGAGCUUAUCACGUAGGUGCCUGGGACCCCUCUGGCCUUGCCCUUUGGAUUCAUGGUGGAUUUGACGGAAUAGCUCGGCGAGACGUCUGGAGGCUCAACACCUUGACUUCCAGAUGGGAAUUGCUGCACGACAGCAGUGGACCCAUCCGUCGUUACAACCAUGUUGCGGGCUUUGAUGCAAGAAGUCAGUCCUUCUGGAUCCAUGGUGGUUAUGAGGGCAGCACGCUACAGGAUUUGUGGCGGUUUGACAUCACGACAACAACAACGAGCAUAACGAGCAGCUCUUCCACAUGGACCACCGUCACCCUCAGUACCAGUUCCACUACCUUCACCACAUCCAGAAGCAGCACCUCAAGAACCACAUCCAGCACAAGCAGCAGCACAAGAACGAGUUCCAGCUCAAGCACCACCACACUCACAACAACCAGCUUCUCCAGUACAACCACCACCUCUUCAACCAAGACCGCAACGACAAGCAGCUCUAGCACACACAGCAGCUCCCUUACAUCGAGUACCACUAGCUCCACCCACACCAGUAGUACCAGCACUGUGAGUAGCUCUAGCACCACUACAACUUCCAGAAGCUCAACAGUCUCAAGCUCAACCAACACCACCAGGACAACGAGCACGUCCACCACGAACACGACCAUGUCUACCAGUCUUUCAAGCACUUUUACCACCUCCAGCCUCACCUUCAGCAGCUCUACCAGCAGUACUCUCACAAGAACCUCGCGCACCAACACGUCCACAACUGUCACAAUCUCCAGCUCAACGUCCAGCACAGUGACCGUUUCGACAUCCACCAGCAGCUCAAUAACGAGGAGCUCUGUAACCAGCAGCUCUGCAACACAGACACGAACCAGCACCAGCUCCUCAACAAGAACUUUGACAACCUCAACCAGCAGCACUGCGACCACAACGACCACCACACCCGAAGAUUUGACAGCAAUGCUGGUGCUUUGUCCGACUCUUGGAGUUGUAACUCUUGGAGUUUUGGCUGCAAUGGCUUGUUGGGCAUACAAGCACUGCAGGUGCGAGCGAGUUCUCAUUGUGCCGGCGGGUGCACCACCCGCACCACCGCCCCAAUGGUGGCCACCUCCACCUCAUGCCCAUCAUCACGCACAUCCACAGUCCGGGUGGCUUCGGCCUCCAAAUCCGGCACCAACAGCCUCGCCUGCUCCACCAACAUUGACAUCGCGCCAGAACACGCAACUGCUAAGUGCACCACCCGAUCCUCAACCGGUGAAAGCACCGCCAAAUCCUCACCUUCAACCUCUUUUGCCAGACCUACAUGUGUUUGAGCCACUCACCAAUCCACCACUUGAGGUGAUCAUAAAGAUCGAAGCCAAUACGUUUCAAGAGGCUCCGCCUCAAGAUGUUGCUGCCAGUGACACCAAAACAUGUUCAGUGACAUUCCAACUGGCUCCAACAGCUUUGGUUGAAGGGCGAGUGGUACUGCCCCGAGUGCCAGGAGACACAAUGACAGCACCAGUCCUUCGUCUUGCUCCUCCAGGCGCAAGCAUCACGAGGCCAUUUUUGACGCUGCCAGCACAGCAACCGCAUCCAGCAGCUGGUCCACAACAAGAUAUCGCUCGCAGAAAGGGGGUGGCCUCAUCCAGAUUCGCGUUUGAAUUACCAGACUUGUGCAAGUGUCGGGGGAGAAUGAUGGAUGAGGCCUAUUGCAGUCCUGCAUCCCCAACCCCCCAAGUUGUGCAUGUCCCGCACAUUCUGUUGGGUCCCGCACCAAGCAUCUCAGCAAGGUUGACAUAUGAAGUACUCGCUGCUACUGAUGCUUUGCACCCACGGUGGCUGGGCGAAACAAUGGUGGCACCUGUCUUGGAAGUACCCAGAAGUGGCUCGCACACUGCGGGGGUUGCCACGGUGGUGCCGCCGAUACCAGAUGUACUUCCUCCAGAGUUCUUGUAUCGCAAGGAGGAGGUGGCCAUAUCCCCAACCCCAUCAACAGCCUGCUGUCUCAAUCACUUGUGUGCGAGGAAGCCAAGAUGUGUUGAACAAGCUGAUCAAAAUGUGUCAGAUUUGAUCGAGGUCUUAAGGUACCUGGAGCAAGGUUGUCCCAGGAUUCCCCCGUUCCCUUCAGAUGGUGGUUUGCCCAUGAUCAUGCCACACAGAUCCGCAUUUCCACCAAUGCGAAGACCACGACAUCCAUUUGCAACGCCACCAGCACCUGUGCUGGAAGCGCCCACCGCAAAUCCAGUGGUCAAAGCGCAGAAGGAGCGAGAACCUGAGGCUCCAGAGGUGGCGAGAACCUGGGCCUUCCGGAGGCGCAGGGCGCCUUUCAGACCAUGA
This is a messenger RNA of Durusdinium trenchii, 3015 nucleotides long. Lineage: Eukaryota; Dinophyceae; Suessiales; Symbiodiniaceae. The record is from the annotation of a GenBank genome assembly.